AUGUCUUUCUUCGGUCAAGGCUACCAUCACCCAUACCAAGGUCACUCGGGUCGACGAAGCUUCCUUCCCGCCACUCACCUCCCGCCUCAUCUCCCUUACCAGGCAUUCUCCCAACCCUCGGCACCAGUCUACGAGCCUGAGUACUAUUACCACCAAGGUCCGCCUCCUCAUCCCUACCACUCGACCUAUGGCCACCCAUCCGCCACGGCUUCACCCUACGAAGCCGACAUCGAUGCGGAAGAACGAGCAGCUCUGGCACACCUACAAGCUAUUCGAGAGCGUCGACAAGCUGUUGACGCCCGCUUGAACCGUGAAGCAGAGAUCAAAGCUGAGCGAGAGUUGGCUUAUCAAGCUGCUCUCCAACGAGAAAAGGAAGCGGAGCUCAAGAGGGAAAAGUUGGCUCGACAGCGAGCUCAAGCCCUCGAGCGACUCAAGGAACGACAGAGGUUGAUUGAACGCGCUCAAGCCGAACGAGAACAACAACGACGACGACAGGAAAUUGCUAAGGCUCAAACUUUGGACGCUUGGCAAGCUCAACUUGUCACAGCCGCGAAAGCCAAGGCAUACGCCUUCGCGCAGGCUCAAGCUGAGCAAGCCGCUCGAAACGCUGCCGCCAUAGCUCAGGAGAAGAAACGACAGUACUGUCAGAGAAUUCGAGAGGAACAAGCUAAACGAAAGGCUUGUGCGGAAAACUGUGCGAGACGACAAGUCGCCGAUAAGAAGGAUGACAAGGAGUUCGAGGGCGAGGACGGUUUGAAGAUUAUCAACGACUUGCUCAGUGGAUUCUUUGGUAUCAAUCUCAUUCGUGAGGACCCUACCAAGGCUACCGAAGCGACUCAAGACGCCUCUCCCGUCACUGCCGAAUCUGCCACCAAGGAAUCAGCCCCUGUAACCGUCGAAGUCAAAUCUGCGCCUGUCGCCACGGAGUCGGUCCCCGCUACGCAGAAGAACACAGAGACUCCGACAUCGAAGGAGAACGUCGCCGCACCCGAGCCCUCUACUGCCUUUCCAUCAGAUCUCAACGACCUGCUUUCUCACUUCCUCGGACUUCGAGUCGACCCUGCCAAAGAUGGCGAAGCUCCCACUAGUCAACCCGACAAGAACAUCAUCGGUGGCUUGAACCAGUUCCUUGGUCAAUUCGGACUCGAAUUCGAACCUACCACCGAGCCCGCUACGGAAGCUCAGCCCCCCCAGGCGUCGGGAUCUGGCUCCUCCUCAAAGCCCACCGAAACCGCCUCCAAGCCGGAUGCGACUUCCUCCGCCACGAACGAGGAGAUUCCCGCCAAACAAGCGACUACUCCCAUUUCCGACUUCCUCAAUGGUCAUUACGAGAUCCCACCUUUCGUGCGAGACAUCCUUGCCAACGUCGAAGUCGCUUUGACCCAAGGACAAGAUUUCAAGGCAGAGCCAGAGGUUAAAGGAAAAGGCAAAGGCGUCGCUGAAGGUGAAAAGCCAGCUGCUCGACCUGCCAAAGUCCCCGACCUACACUUCGAGUCUGCGACACCGGCCGAGACUGUAGAAACCGUCUCGUCAUCCGCUUCCAUUGACAAAUUGGACAAUAUCGCUCAUGAGCUCUACCUCGCCACUGAGUCGUUCGAGUUCCCUCGAAAGCUAGUCUUUGCACCUAACAACAAUGCCGAACAACCUCAACUCUUGUUCAACAAGACAAAUUCGGGGUACCACGCUCAGGCUCACAAGCUCCUCCAACUCCUUCUCGCUGCUGAUGGAGUGUCAAGCGGUGGAGACAAGGAUGUGCGACGAAAGCGAAAGGAUGUAGUCCGAGCUGUUGAAGGUGCCAUCGAGGCUCUGGAGAAGAAGCGAGAUGACCUUUGGACUCAAGUCAAGGAGAAGAGGGAGCACGGGGAGGAGAGUGACCUCGAAGACGUUGCAGUCUCUUCUGGAGCUUCGACCCUCAGCGACAUUGAACACGUCGAACUUGGUGAUUUCGAGGAGCACGCUGAGGAGAAAAAUGAAGAGUCUACACAAGAAGCUAUCAAAGGGUUCGAAGCCACCGAUGGUCCCUCUGAGGUGGUCUUUGACGCCCAUGAACACGAAAAGGCAGACGAGGCCCAACCCGCUGCCGAAUCGUCUUCAGACAAGGUUGAGGAUCAGGCGACGGAAGUGACGACUGCCGAUGACAAGGAGACGACGGAGACGGAGACGACGGCCCCGCAAGUUCAGGAGGAUAAGGUGGAGUCUCUCACACCGCCUCCCAAAUCACCUGCCUCUCGCUCUGUCACCGUCGAGGAUCAAGAAGAAGGAUAUGAAGUUCUUUGA
Molecule: messenger RNA, 2277 nt
Organism: Kockovaella imperatae
Lineage: Eukaryota; Fungi; Basidiomycota; Tremellomycetes; Tremellales; Cuniculitremaceae
Exons: 1
Coding region: 1-2277 (758 amino acids)
Molecular function (GO): protein-folding chaperone binding
Source: RefSeq, a predicted model, not a curated record